GGCCCACCUAUAACAUGUAAACAAAUGUAAAUACACCGGCAAACGUCAAAGCGACUUACCUAACGAAGGUGUUAUCACACAGAUUCAACACAAAAUGAUAAUUUAACUCAUGUAAUUUUAAUGGUUUACGUGCUUUGCACUAAAAUUUGCCGACACUCAGAUGUAUCAAGGUUUGCUUGUCUGCAAAGGCGAUCAGCAGUUUAACUGGUACCCAUUAUGACGGAAUUACUCUCUAUUAUGGAAACCCAAUCGUAUUAGGCAAUGAAAUCCUUCCAUGCCGCGACUUGUUUGAACCAAUCAGUAGAACGGGUGUCACCAUGGAGCUGGUAGUGGACAAGAUCAACCACUUCAAUGAGUUCUACAACUGGGCGCUGUCUGUCUCAGACAAACGGGUGGAGAACUGGUUCCUCAUGCAGGGAUACGCUCCAACCCUGAUUAUAACUGCAGUGUAUGUGAUCUUUGUCACGAAAAUAGGGCCGGCCUUCAUGGCCAAUCGGGAACCCUUUCAACUCAAGUGGCCAAUUGUUAUAUACAACUUUGUUUGUAUAGCAAUUAACUUCCAUAUAUUUUCUGAGUUAUUGUACAACUCAACAGUGAAGGGUUACAGUUAUUCCUGCCAAACAGUAGACUAUUCUGAUGAUGAAAAUGAAGUCAGAAUAGCGAAGGCGUUGUGGUGGUUCUACUUCUCUAAGUGUGUUGAGAUGUUGGACACGGUGUUCUUCGUCCUCCGCAAGAAGAACAACCAGAUCAGUUUCCUGCAUGUGUACCACCACGCCACCAUGUUCCCAAUCUGGUGGAUGGGCAUCAAGUGGGUCGCUGGCGGCCAGUCCUUCUUUGGAGCCAUGAUCAAUUCUUUCAUCCAUGUGAUAAUGUACACUUACUACGGCAUUGCCGCCCUCGGGCCUCAGUUCCAGAAAUACCUCUGGUGGAAACGCUACCUCACCAUCAUACAGCUGAUUCAGUUCCAUGUUGGGAUUGCACAUGCAUUACAGUCGCUGGUCUUCCAGUGUGAAUUUCCACUAUGGAUGCAGUAUGCCGUAGUGUUUUAUGCCGGGAGUAUCCUGGCUCUCUUCUUGAACUUCUAUUUUCAAGCAUAUAUCAAAUCACAUAGAAAAGAGAAGUCAAAGUCGAUGUCUGAGAAGAAUGGACAUGUUACAAAUGGCGUCUCAAACGGACACACAGAAUCCAAGAAAACAAAGUGAAAGCCUUGUAAGGGCCUUCAAGCAGGGUUAAUUAUGAUAAGCUUGAGAGGGUGGGAUUUAUAUCUUAGAGAGGGUGGGGGUUAUUGUUGGGGGGGGGGGGGGGAGCCUGAAAUUAAUAAACUGCCAACAAACUGCAGUGGUUAGAGAUAUGUCAGAAUCACCUGGUAUGUUAUUUUUAACAAUUAUAUCACACAAUCAGUAAACAUGUUCAAGCAGUAAUUUUUCAUUUAAAAAUAUUUAGUUGUAACAAUAAACACAUGCUAUUGUUUAGCAUGGGGAACCCUGUGUUCUUUACCUACAUACAUACUCAUUAAUGUCCAUUGCCUUUUUAUGGCCCGGUAGGGUGGCAUAUUGCAGUCGCACUGUCCGUCCGUCUGUCUGUUUGUCUGUCUGUCCGUCUGUCUGUCUGUCCGUCACACUUUUGCGUUAAGGUUUCAAAAAAUGCUCAUAACUUCUAUGUCCCUUCAGAUGUAACUUUAAUAUUUGGUAUGCAUGUAUAUUUGAACAAGGCCUUUCCAUACGCACACAAAUAUUGACCCCUUUGACCUUAACCUUGAACUUAGGGUCCGAGUUUAGGUUUCGAAAUCUGCGUUCAGAUUUUGAAAAAGCGUUUUUCGGGGGCAUAUGCCAUCCUAUGGUGACAGCUCUUGUUUACAAGUUAUAUUUGUGUCAUAGUACAGAAUAGGUUAUCAAGCUGCAUUGGCAUAUUUAUUUCAGCAAAUGGCAUUUGAAAAAAACUAUUUGGUAGUUUAGUUCUUCUCUGCAAAGAUGAAAUAGAAAUGUCAGUAUUUACUUGUAUUUUGGUGUCAACCAUAAUCUUUCAUUUUUGGUGUCAACCCAAAAUUUAUUUUUUACGUGUUUUUCAGAGACAUACUUUUUUGUUAAUGAUUAUUAUUUUUUGAAUCUUUGGCCUAAGUUUUGUGAAUGACCUGUAUUUUUUCAACAUAAUGUAUGUAAAUUUUUAAAUACAAAAUUUAGAAAGGUACUUUUAUUUGCUUCAAAUGGAAGUUUUAAUCGUAAUUAAAACAUUUAAAUAGCAGAAUGAAGUUAUAAGAUGUUUUUUCUGUGAAGUCUUUAUCUGUUUGUUUUUUUGUUAGAGAUUAAAUUUGUAGUUAGUGAUAUGAAAGUGUUUUUAUGCUCCCCAAAAAUUUAUUGGGGGGAGCAUUUAGUCGCCGCUUCGUCUGUCCGUCUGUGUGUCCAUCAGUGCAAAAAAAAAUUCCGGGCUAUUUCUCAGCAACUAAUGACCGGAAUUCAAUGAAACAUUAUGGGAAGCUUCACUACCAAGACAUGGGCAUAUUAUCAGCGGGUUCUGGUCGGAUGUUUUUUCACAGAGUUAUGGCCCUUUGUAAUUUCCAUUUACUGUACAUAUAGUGCAAUUCUUGUCCGGGCUAUUUCUCAGCAACUAAUGAUCAGAAUUCAAUGAAACUUUAUGGGAAGCUUCACUACCAAGAGGAGAUGUGCAUAUUAUCAGUGGGUUCUAGUCGGAUGAUUUUUCACAGAGUUAUGGCUCUUUGAAAUUUUCUAUAAAAAAAUUCUUGUCCCCCAAAAUACUGUGCCCUCAAGACGUUUCCUUUUAUCUGAAUAUAUAGUGCAAUAUUGUGACAAAAAAAACUUUGGGGAGCAUCAACCGUCUCCGACGGUUUCUUGUUUGUAUUGUUUUCAUACUCAUGACAAUUUAGGGGUGUAACUGAAUCGUAUAUUGGUUUAUCACAUAGUGGAUUUGUGUUAACAUUUAUGAAAGUGAUAUUUGAGAAUCUUUUCUUAAAACAGUUUUGACCCAGUAACUUAAUAAAGUUUUGAGCUUUUAUACAAGAAAUCACGAGAAAAUUCAUGCAUAUGUAUCAAGAACAUGUUUAUACCAUUAAUGUUGUUGAGAAUAUUGACUUAAAACCUAAAUAAAAGCUAUCUUUAUAUUAAUGCUAUGUCCAGUGAAUAAAUGUGGUGUUUGAAUGCAGAGGAAAAUGUGUUAUUUCGAAAUUCAUCUUAAUCUUUAUGUUUAUCAACAAGUUUGAUAACACAUUUUAUUCUGCUUGGAUGUGCUUAUUAUUAUUACAUGUGUAUAUACUGUUGUUUUUCAAGAAGAUGAAGUUACAGAAUGAGUGUAUGAGAAUAUGGUAUUUAUAUAUAUAAAUUAGUAUUGAAGUCUUUAGCAUGCUUAUAAGAAAUGUAUAUCACUACAAAUCUGUAAGACGAUACUGCACGCAGACUCAUAUUUCAGAGGCAGACAUUGCAACAAAAUAAAAUGCUGAUAGUUUGCUGAAGAUUCUGCUUUAGUUUUAGAUAUACUUACCAAUUUAAUUGAUAAAAAAAUUGCCUCACAAAAUAUUAAUAGUUUUAUAGUAUGAAUAUUUAUCAGUCACCAAGUGAUAUGGUGAAGAGCUCAAGCUGUAUUGUGAUGAAUGUAUAUGAGACGGUCUUUGGGCUAUGGGGACUAGUUCAUAUGUGAUGACUAGAGCCCCUACAUCGGCCUGUGCAUGCUGCAAAGUCUACAGGAAGUUGCUCCUUCAUGAAAAUCCAGUCUUGGCAGACAGUGGCAGCCUGUGCUGCCUGGGUAGGCUUUUCUUGGAUGAUACUGUACAUACAUGCUUUAAGCCCCAUUAUCUCAGAGUGCGCCUUAAAUAUAUUAACUGUAGUGAAUGUAAUCCUGACUGCCAAGCAACUAGACUUGUUAGCUUUUUUUUCCAUACUUGUGUAACUUAUCAUGUUGCAUCUUAUUAUAUGAUUUUAAUGUGACUAGUUAUUAAGUUGAAUAUUUCUGCAAUAAUGUUGUUGUUUCAAUCAAUGUAUUUUUUUUAAAUUAGUUCAAAUGAUAUUUCAGUUGUUUUUAUAUUACUUGUUCCACUUUGGUCAUGUGUUAUCCUUCCAAAUCACUAUUUUCCUUUAAGUGAUGGACCAGUUAUAUUUUAAAUGUGGUUGGUGUCAGUUAUUUUUUUCUGUUUGCAAUAACAUGUUUUCAUACUCAUCUUUGGCAUUCUAUUUAUCAUUCUUUCAAACAUCCCAUAAAUGAAAAUCAUACCUUUGAUUAUUUUUUAACUUGUUAAGAAUAUGAGAUAUUUUGUUUAUAUAAAAAAACAGGUUUGUUUAUUGGUACAUUGAAUUGUGCAAUUUCAACACAGCAACUACUGUGACUUUUUAUAGCAAAAUUGUGUUGGUAAUAGGAUAAAAAAUAUUAUACACUUGGAGACUUUUCUAACGCAUCACUUAAUCAUAUCAAUAUAGCUCCCUUAUUUUUGAAAGGCAUGUGUUGAAAUUUGGACCAAGAAUAAUUCAACACAUAUCUGAUAAUUUCCGAAAAUUUAAUUUAAAUUGAAAAACAGCAAAAUAUAAACCUUAACAAAUUAAAAACAUCACUUCAAAAGUCAAAUUCGCUAACUCGUACAUUGUUAAAUAAUUACAAUGUGAAAAGUAAAACGCAUAAACUUACACGUAAUAACUGACCGGCUUGCAACAUGCCGAUAGAGCCGUUUCGCGCCUGAAUUUUCAUACGAGCCAUAUUGUUUUUCUUUAAUUAAUGUUAUGUUUUUCUUGUGUUAACACUUAAAUAGUAUUAUGAAAUUGAAAUUGAAUUGGAAUAACAUGUAUAUCAUCUAUUACUACACUUGGUGAUUUUUCUAACGCAACUUUUAAAACUUACAUAUCUCAAUAAUGAAUAAAUAUUUUUAUUUAAAAUUGCACAUGUGAUCAUUUGACUACAAUUUGUGCAAGCUAACGAUAAAAUCAUUCAUCCGUGACUAUCGGACGCUUAAGCAAGUGGGAAAGGUAGCCUGUAAAAUGCAAAGUGCGCGAUUGCGCUCCUGAAUAUUCAUACGAGCUAUAUUGUUUUGUAAAUAAAUUUUAUGUUUUCCUUGUGUAAGAACCCACCUUAAAUAAUUAAACUGAAAUAAAACAAGAAUUAAAUCGCGUUUCAACAUUUCCACGUGAAAAAAUAUGGAACCACACCUACCCCACGUGCUAAAGCGUUUAUCGUGAGCUUGCAUAGAAUGUCGUCAACUGAUCGUAUGUAAAAUUUUAAAUCAAUAUCUUUACUCAUAACUGAGAUAUUCAAGUUUGAAAAGUGAUGCGUUGGAAAAGUCCCCAAGUGUACAUUACAUAAUGCAAUAAGUGUAACAUAUUUAAUUGAUUAUGGAAAUGGUCCCUCAAACUUCCAUACAGUCAGAUUUAAUGUGUUUUGGUAAUUAUUUAUUUAUAAUUAAUAUUUUCAACUCAAAAUUAUAUAUAUCAAUAACUCAUUAUGAAUUUCAAUUUCUGGUUGUUUGUUUGGUGUCUUGCAUGAAAUUGUGAACAUUCCAUCAAAAUCAGUAUAAUCAUUUAUUUUGAAUAUGUUUGUUACUUUUUUAUCUUAUUUAUUACAGGUACAUGUAUUUACAAAUUUGAUACUACUCCAUUGUGAUUAAUACUAAUAAAAAUAUAAAACAAA
This is a messenger RNA of Dreissena polymorpha, 5619 nucleotides long. RefSeq names its product elongation of very long chain fatty acids protein 4-like. The record is from RefSeq and is a predicted model, not a curated record. Gene Ontology annotation, cellular component: endoplasmic reticulum membrane. The transcript is spliced from 8 exons. Lineage: Eukaryota; Metazoa; Mollusca; Bivalvia; Myida; Dreissenidae. Bases 318 to 1202 code for a protein of 294 amino acids. Gene Ontology annotation, molecular function: fatty acid elongase activity. Gene Ontology annotation, biological process: sphingolipid biosynthetic process; fatty acid elongation, saturated fatty acid; fatty acid elongation, polyunsaturated fatty acid.